This is a messenger RNA of Wasmannia auropunctata (little fire ant), 483 nucleotides long. RefSeq lists its product as uncharacterized. The transcript has a single exon. The annotation marks the transcript as partial. NCBI's taxonomy places the organism in Eukaryota, Metazoa, Arthropoda, Insecta, Hymenoptera, Formicidae. The record is from RefSeq and is a predicted model, not a curated record.
GAGUUACUCACUGAUAUUGAUAUGGUACUAUUUGUGGAACGCGGGAUACGCGGUGGUUUGAGUCAGUGUUCCAGUAGGUAUGCGCAAGCUAAUAAUAAAUAUAUUUCAUCGUACGAUCCGUCGAUACCGUCUUCAUAUCUAAUGUAUUUUGACAUAAAUAAUCUUUAUGGUUGGGCAAUGAGUGAACCGUUGCCGUACGCGGGUUUUGCAUGGGUCAAGAACGUCGAUUGUCUCGACGCGAUAUUAUCUGUACCAUCAAAUGUUGGUUACAUUGUGGAGGUCGAUCUUGAGUAUUCGUCCGAUUUACACGAUAUUCACGCGGAUCUUCUGUUUUGUCCGACGCGAAGUAGACCGCCGGGAAAACAAAGUGAAAAACUUCUCGCCACACUUUAUAAUAAGGAACGUUAUGUGACGCAUUAUCUCAAUUUGCAGCAAUGUGUGCGUCAUGGUUUGCGUGUAACGAAAAUUCAUCGGAUAUUGGAA